CCUGGCGGCUGGCACAUGGACCCUGCAAUGAAUCUGCAGCCAGUGCCCAGGGAGGCAGGCCCAGCCCUUGGGGAUCCUGGGGAGAGAUGGGGCAAACCCAGCGCCAGUGCUCCCAGCUGGGGUAUCAGCAUCCUGGUCGGCGCUCCCAAGGCCAACACGAGCCAGCCCAACGUCACGCAGGGUGGGGCCGUCUACUACUGCCCCUGGCACCGGGGCAACACCAGCUGCACCCCCAUUGAAUUUGACCAGACAGGGUCCCGCCCACAUGACUUUGGCCUGGACGGGCUGGUGCCAGUGGAGUUCAAAUCCCUGCAAUGGUUCGGCGCAACAGUGCGGUCCCACGGCAGCUCCAUCCUGGCCUGUGCCCCCCUGUACAGCUGGCGCACCAUCAAGGAGGAGUCCAGCCGAGACCCCGUGGGCACCUGCUACCUGUCUGUCAGCAACUUCACCAAGUUCGUGGAGUAUUCGCCCUGCCGCACAGAUCUGGAUUCAGAGGCGGGGCAGGGGUACUGCCAGGGUGGUUUCAGCGCUGAGUUCACCAAGACCGGGCGAGUGCUGCUUGGAGGCCCAGGAAGCUUUUUCUGGCAAGGCCAGGUGAUCUCGGCCACACAGGAGCAGAUCAAGGAGGCCUAUUACCCUGAGUAUUUCAUCCUGGCCACCCAGGGGCAGCUGGAGACACGCCAGGCUGCCCCCAUCUAUGACGACAGCUAUCUGGGGUAUUCUGUGGCCGUUAUUCCAUUGAAGACUUUGUGGCCGGCGUUCCCAAGGGAAGUCACUGUCCUGAAUGGAACAGACAUGAGGUCCCUGUAUAACUUCUCUGGGGAGCAGAUGGCGGCCUACUUCGGCUACGCGGUGGCUGCUGCUGAUGUGAACGGCGACGGUCUGGACGACCUGCUGGUGGGCGCCCCGCUGUUCAUGGAGAAGACAGAGGAUGGGCGGGUGCAGGAGGUGGGCAGAGUCUACGUUUACCUGCAGCAGCCCCACGGCAUGGAGCCCAACGCCUCCAUGGUGCUGACAGGGGAAAAGGAGUUCGGCCGCUUUGGGAGCACCCUGGCCCCGCUGGGAGACCUGAACCAGGAUGGCUACAAUGACGUUGCGAUCGGGGCGCCGUUCGGCGGGGACGCGCAGCAGGGCCUGGUGUACGUGUACAACGGUCAGGCGGGCGGGGUGAAGGCCCAGCACUCCCAGGUCCUGCAGGGGCACUGGCCCCCUGGCAGCUCACCUGACUUCUUUGGGUUUGCCCUCCGCGGAGCCAAGGACCUGGAGGGCAACGGCUACCCGGACUUGAUUGUGGGUGCGUUCGGAGUGGACACAGCCCUGGUGUACCGAGGCCGCCCCAUCGUCUAUGCCAGCGCCUCCCUCAGCAUCUUCCCCGCCAUGUUCAACCCCGAAGAGCGAUCCUGCACACUGGAGGGCACCGACACGCACGUGGCCUGCAUAAACCUGAGCUUCUGCCUCAACGCCUCAGGGAAGCACGUGCCCGACUCCAUUGGGUUCACGGUGGGGCAGCACCUGGACCACCUGAAGCAGAAGGAGCGGGCGCUGUUCCUGCAGUCGCACAAGCCCACCCUGAACCAGACCAUCCAGGUGCACAACGGCGCCCUGGACAAGUGCAGGGAGAUGAAAAUCUACUUGCAGGUAAGUGGGGCCAGCCCAGCCGACCGGGGUCGCCACCUGGACCACCUGAAGCAGAAGGAGCGGGCGCUGUUCCUGCAGUCGCACAAGCCCACCCUGAACCAGACCAUCCAGGUGCACAACGGCGCCCUGGACAAGUGCAGGGAGAUGAAAAUCUACUUGCAGCCCAUCCACCUGGAGCUGGGCUUCAGCCUCGACUCGCGGGCCCCGGCGGACGCCUACGGGCUGCAGCCCAUCCUCAACCACCUCACCAAGAACAGAAUCGAGCAGAAGGCCCAGAUCCAGCUGGACUGUGGCGAGGACAAUAUCUGCGUCCCCGACCUGCAGCUCGAGGUCUCAGGGGAGCACAGCGUGGUCUACCUGGGGGACAAGAAUGCCCUGAACCUGACCUUCAACGCCUACAACCGCGGCGAGGGCGGCGCCUACGAAGCCGAGCUCUACGUCACCCUGCCCGUGGAGGCCGACUACUCCGGGGUGAUCCGCAACCAGGGGAACUUCACCAACCUGAGCUGUGCCUAUGAGUCGGUGAACCGGACCCGCACAGUGAUCUGCGACCUCGGCAACCCCAUGAAGGCAGGCACCAGUCUCUCAGGGGGCCUGCGCUUCACCGUCCCCCACCUUCGUGACAACAAGCAGAACAUCCAGUUUGAGUUCCAGAUCCAGAGCAAGAACCAGAACAACUCCCGCAGCGAGGUGGUGGCGUUCUCACUGCGUGUCGAGGCCGCUGCCAGGGUCUCCUCCCACGGGGUCUCCAAGCCCGAGUCUGUGUCCUUCCCCAUCUCGGGCUGGAAGCCUGGCAGGAAGCCAGUGAAGGAGCAGGACGUGGGCCCCGAGGUGCAGCACGUGUAUGAGCUGGUGAAUGAGGGUCCCAGCGCCAUCAGCCACGGUGUCCUGGAGCUGAGCUGCCCCAUGAGUUUCCAGGGGAAACCAGUGAUGUACGUGACCCGUUACUCGGUGCCGGCCAAUUGCUCCAGCCAGCCCGUCAACCCGCUCAAGCUGCAGCUGGAGCAGAGUCCCACAGCCUCUCCUGGCCUAGAGCAGCAUUACCUGCAGAGACGGGACACAGCGCGGAGCAGCGGGGCCUCCAGGAGCCACCAUACCCUGAAGUGCCCCGAGGCCGAGUGCUUCCAGCUGAGCUGCCAGGUGGGGGCGCUGCAGAGGCAGCAGCGGGUCAGCCUGAGGCUCUACUUCCGGAUGUGGGCCAAGACCUUCCAGCAGAAGGAAAACCAGCCCCAGGCCCUGCAGUGCGAGGUCAGGUACCAGGUCGACAGGAUGCCCUACAAGAUCCAGCCCCAGGAGUACCCCAGCGAGGCCUGGCAGGUCACCACGGCGAUUCAAUGGGCGAAACCAGAGAGCAGCCAGGGGGUCCCGCUGUGGAUCAUCAUCCUGGCCAUCCUGCUCGGGCUGCUGCUCCUGGCGCUGCUCAUCUACGUGCUGUACAAGCUGGGGUUUUUCAAACGCUCCCUGCCCUACGGCACGGCCAUGGAGAAGGCUCAGCUGAAGCCACAGGCGGCCUCAGAGGCAUAGCGGGGCCAGGGCCGCCCGGCUGCCCUACGCAUCUGGGCUCUGUCUGUCUGUCUGUCUUGUUUGCUUUUGCCGGCGUGGCUGCCUCAGAGCGGCAUCGGGGAGGGGCGGCGCGGCCUGGCACAGCAAGGACGGGCUGCACCCAGCAAGCUUGCCAAUGGGGCAGAGACAGACCCAAGGGGGCCCCACCAGGGGUGGCCAUGAGCUGAGCCCCCAGGACUGCAGCAGCAGAUGGAGAACACCCUGCCUGCUCUGUGCCCAUGGGGGUGGCAUCUCCACCUCCCCUCGGCCCCAGACCCUGGCAGCUGCCUACUGCCCCCCGAGGGCGCCCCGGCAGGUCAGACCCUGAGGGCUGCGCUCUCUAGCCACGGGCAAUACUUGAAGGCUGCCAGGAGGCCGUUGGUCUCUGUGGAGCCGUGGGCUCCUCCCGUGGCACAGCGUGAAGCGCGUUCCUCUGUCCAUCCAUCCGGCGUUGGCACAGGGUUGUGGAGUCUGAACUGGACAGUUUACAAGCUGCCCGUCCACUCGGACAUGCCAAAGCGAGGCUGGACAAGCACAAUCGCCCCAUCCAGUCGCUGCCACGGAGCUGGGCGGGACUUCCUGCCUUCCCCAGCCCACUUCCUGUCGGUGGCAGCUCCCUUGAGGACACAAUGGGCAUUUCCAGCCACGGGUCCUCGGGGCCACACUCAGCGAUGCCAAAGAUUGCAGCAUAGGAAGCCAAAGCCAUGGUCCGCCAGCUGCGCCCGCGCCGGCACUGAGCUCGCAGCUGCCAGGUGGGGCAAUGGGGCAGGGCGGCCCAAGGCUGUGGCCAGGAAUUCUGGGCUCUAAUUUAAAGUCUCUCCAAGUGCAAUAAACCCUUCGACGUCAGUAUUAAUCUUCUUAAUUAUCAGGAAUUUUCUCGUGUGGUUGGAGGUCUGGCCCAGGUGCUCCCCGCUUUGCACUGACCCCACGCUGUAGGGCCAGCCCCCUCCCCAGCCCGAACCCUGCUUGCAGCGUCUCUAAGUUAUUAUGUUGUGUCUCCAGUGUGAAAUCCCGGCAUGGCCCUGCGCUGCCCUCCAACGCUGGCCCUCAGGAAUGGCCGGGCUGCGUUGGGCACAGCCUGGCAGGACCCCCAGGGGCAGAGCUGGUUUUUUCCUGGUGUUCCUGUGUGUCCCCCCGCAAUCUCGGCAGGCUCUGCUAUGGAAAGGGUGGUGCCAGAGCAGUCUACUCUGCCCAUCGCCCCCAGGACUGACUGCACCAGAGCUGGUGCCUACCCUGCAGCCGACUCCUCACAGCCCGGUCCCAGCGCUCGCUCCCAGACCACACCAGCUGAAGUACUGGCCCUAGCUCUUCAGGGAUGGGGGUCUGAGGAGUGGCAGGGCUCCGCAUAGGCACUGCAUGGAAAGGGCAGAUGCUGCCCUAGUGGAACAGCCCGGAUGCCAGCAGACAGGACAGUCUGGCUACUGGCAGCUCCUGGGAUGUGACCGGUCAUGCUGCCAGAUGCUAGCCUGGCCCCCCCUCUCCUGUCACUGCCUCACCCUUCUCAGGGCUGGGAUCCUGGGCCCAGACCCUGCCCCUUGGCUCUGGUGGGUUCAGCUGAGCCUGAGGCGUGCGUGGUAACUGGUGCUCCAGCAGCCGCACUGGAGACCAGGCCUGGCCACAGCUGCCCCGGGACCCAAGACCUGGCAAAUUAUCUUCAUUUCUCUCCCCCCAGCCAUGGAGCAGGGUGGGAUACUGGGGGGUAGGGGGGCUCUGACCCCUGGAUUCUCACCCCAGCUUGGCCCAUUGGGGUCAGGGCUCAGCUAAAUCCUCAGCCCUGAGGCGCUCCCAGGGCAGGGGCAGCCAAGAGCCUAAAUUGCACUACAGCCGUCCUCCCUGCUGGGGCGGGGGCCUCCCUUGGUAUUUAUCCUGCCACUUU
Molecule: messenger RNA, 5056 nt
Organism: Pelodiscus sinensis (Chinese soft-shelled turtle)
Lineage: Eukaryota; Metazoa; Chordata; Testudines; Trionychidae
Source: RefSeq, a predicted model, not a curated record